Messenger RNA from Olea europaea var. sylvestris, 2456 nucleotides. Its product is annotated as calcium-dependent protein kinase 32-like. Gene Ontology annotation, biological process: intracellular signal transduction; peptidyl-serine phosphorylation; protein autophosphorylation. Gene Ontology annotation, molecular function: calcium ion binding; calmodulin binding; calcium-dependent protein serine/threonine kinase activity. Gene Ontology annotation, cellular component: cytoplasm; nucleus. Lineage: Eukaryota; Viridiplantae; Streptophyta; Magnoliopsida; Lamiales; Oleaceae. The record is from RefSeq and is a predicted model, not a curated record. Bases 517 to 2115 code for a protein of 532 amino acids. The transcript has 8 exons.
AAAUUUAAAAUUCCCCUUUUCAUCCUCCUGUUUUCUCCAUCCCCAACCCUUGUCCUUUUUCUCCUUGAUCACCUCCCAUUUGUUCCAAAGUUUUUGGCACCCCACAUUUCUCUUGAAUAUUUUUUUACCAUACGAGGAUAACAUUUCCAUCUCUUUUUUCUUGGUUUUUCCACCCAUUUCACCUGAAAAUCUCCAUAUUAACUUGAGUUGGAAGAGAUCUGAGAUUUUUGGGGUUUGAAUGCUUACAAAACCCUCCUUUUAUUUUCUUGAUUCUUGUGUGAUUUUCUUAAAGAUUGAAUUUUGUUUGUGGUAGAUCGCUGUUUUUCUUCAAUUUCGGAAGCCCAUUUGGCUGAUAGAUCCAAAAGGUGGGAAAAGUUCAAGAACUGAAGGUUUAGUUGAGGAAAAUUUAAACUUUGAUCAAAAGAGAAUAUAGAUUGAUCAUUGUCUUUAUUCUGCUCAAAUCUUGAGAUCCCUUGUUUGAAAGAUUGAAAAUUAAGGGUCGAAUUUUUUAGCAUUAUGGGAAAUUGCUGUGCUGUACCAAAAACGUCCGACGAGGUAAAAAAGGGGAAACACAAACCGAACCCCUUUGCUGAUGAUUAUGGUGUUAAACAAGCAAUACCUAAUGGGGGAUUCAAAUCCUACGUGUUAGAUAAUCCAACAGGCCAUAAUAUUGAGCAGUUCUACGAGCUCGGGCGUGAACUAGGUCGUGGUGAAUUUGGGGUUACAUAUUAUUGUACAGAUAAAACUAGUAGGGAAGUUUUUGCUUGUAAAUCGAUAUCAAAGAAGAAGUUGAGAACAAGAGUGGAUAUUGAGGAUGUAAGAAGAGAGGUCGAGAUCAUGAAAAAAUUGCCUAAGCAUCCUAACAUUGUAACUUUGAAGCAUACAUAUGAGGAUAAUAAUGCAGUCCACAUAGUGAUGGAGUUGUGUGAGGGUGGUGAAUUGUUUGAUAGGAUUGUUGCUAGAGGACAUUAUACUGAGAGAGCUGCCGCUGCUGUUACUCGAACAGUUGUUGAAGUUAUUCAGAUGUGUCAUAAGCACGGGGUCAUGCAUCGUGAUCUUAAACCUGAAAAUUUUUUGUUUGCGAAUAAGAAGGAAGUGUCUCCACUGAAGGCUAUUGAUUUUGGGCUGUCAGUUUUCUUCAAGCCUGGUGAGAGAUUUAAUGAGAUUGUGGGAAGUCCUUAUUAUAUGGCUCCUGAGGUGCUGAAGAGAGACUAUGGUCCAGAAGUCGAUGUUUGGAGUGCUGGUGUGAUUCUGUACAUCUUAUUGUGUGGUGUUCCACCGUUUUGGGCAGAAACUGAACAAGGAGUUGCCCAGGCAAUCAUUCGAUCUGUUGUGAAUUUUAAAAGGGACCCUUGGCCUAAGGUUUCUGAUAGAGCGAAGGACCUUGUGAAGAAGAUGCUCAACCCUGACCCCAAGCAGCGGCUAACAGCGCAGGAAGUUCUAGAUCAUCCUUGGUUACAAAAUGCGAAGAGUGCUCCAAAUAUUUCGUUGGGUGAAACUGUGAGAGCAAGGCUCAAACAAUUUUCAAUGAUGAACAAACUGAAGAAACGAGCUCUUAGGGUGAUCGCUGAGCACCUGUCAGUGGAGGAAGUGGCAGGCAUAAAGGAAGCAUUCAAAUUGAUGGAUACGGGUAAUAAAGGGAAGAUUGACAUUAAUGAGUUGAGAAUCGGGUUGCAAAAGCUUGGUCAUCAGAUCCCGGAUGCAGAUCUUCAAGUUCUUAUGGAAGCCGGUGAUAUUGACAAGGAUGGAUAUCUUAACUGUGGAGAGUUUGUUGCUAUUUCUGUACACUUGCGGAAGAUGGGCAAUGAUGAGCAUCUACGUAAAGCUUUUGAAUUCUUCGAUAGAAACCAAAGUGGGUAUAUAGAGAUUGAGGAGCUAAGGGACACCUUUGCUGAUGAGGUCGAGAGCACCAGUGAAGAAGUUAUCAAUGCCAUUAUUCAAGAUGUAGACACGGACAAGGAUGGACGUAUAAGUUAUGAUGAGUUUGCUGCAAUGAUGAAGUCCGGUACGGACUGGAGAAAGGCUUCAAGACAGUAUUCAAGAGAACGUUAUAAUAGUCUCAGCUUGAAACUGAUGAAGGACGGAUCAUUACAAAUGAGCAACGAGGGUAGAUAACUUAAAGACGAAUGCAGAUUUUUUUCUUAUCCCAGAUACGGAUUCUUAAAUGCAGCAAAAUAGUACGUUCUUUUUUUUCUGACAAGUAUCUCUCAUUUUAUUUUAUUUCUGCACGUUUUUUUUUUUUUUUUUGCUUGCACGAUCCCUUCUGUUGAAUGUUUUGUAGGGCCUCGUGUUCAUCUUUUGUUCAUCGCAAUCGUGUUGCUUUAUUUGUUUGAGGGAUUGAAGGAAUUUGGAGAUAAUUAUUUGUAAUUGUAAAUAUGCUGUCGUUCAUUCUAUUAAUCUAUCCUUGAACAACCAUUUUUGGUGCUUAGCACUCGUCUAUGAGUUAACUUGUUUAA